AGUGUAGACAUGUCUGCUGCCAGCUGUCUGCUGACUGAAGAUCAGUUUCUGUGCUCCAUCUGUCUGGAUGUGUUCACUGAUCCAGUCAGCACACCAUGUGGACACAACUUCUGUAAAACCUGCAUCAUUCAACACUGGGACGUUAAUAUCCAGUGUCAGUGUCCAAACUGUAAAAAGGUUUUUAACACCAGACCUGAGCUGCAGGUCAAUACUUUCAUCUCUGAGAUGGCUGCUCAGUUCAGACAGUCAGCUCAACAGAAAGCCAGAAACAGAAGCUCAGAGCAACAAGCUGAUAAACCAGCAGAAGUUCCCUGUGACGUCUGCACUGGAACCAAACUGAAGGCCAUGAAGUCCUGCCUGGUGUGUCUGGACUCCUACUGUGAGACUCACCUGGAGCCUCAUCUGACAAGGUCAGGCCUGAAAAGACAUCAGCUGAUCGACCCUGUGGAGAACCUGGAAGGCAGGAUGUGUACGGAGCACGAUAAACUGAUGGAGCUGUUCUGUAAGACCGACCAGAUGUGUGUCUGCAUGCUCUGUACUGUUUCAGACCACAAGACACAUGAUGUUGUUCCUCUGAAAGAAGAAUAUGAAGGAAAGAAGACUGAGCUGGAGACGACAGAGACUGAAAUUCAGCAGAUGAUCCAGAAGAGACGACUAAAGAUUCAGGAGAUCAAACACUCCGUGGAGCUCAGUGAGGAAGAUGCAGACAGAGAGAUAGCAGAUGGUGUUCAGGUCUUCACCGCUCUGAAGGAGUCUGUUGAGAGAAGCCAGGCCGAGCUCAUCGACACGAUCAAAGAGAAGCAGAGAAAGACAGAGAAACAGGCUGAAGGCUUCAUCAAAGAGCUGGAACACGAAAUCUGUGAGCUGAAGAAGAGAAGCACUGAGGUGGAGCAGCUCUCACGCUCUGAAGACCACCUCCACCUUCUACAGAGCUUCACGUCCAUUAAAGCUGCUCCACCCACCAAGGACUGGACAGGAGUCAGAGUCAGUCCACCUUCAUAUGAGGGGACUGUGGUGAGAGCUGUGAACCAGCUGGAGGAGACGCUCAGGAAACAGAUGAAGAAGCUGUUUGAGGCCGAGCUGAAGAGAGUCCAGCAGUCUGCAGUGGAUGUGACACUUGAUCCUGAUACAGCAAAUCCCAAACUCAUCCUGUCUGAUGAUGGAAAACAAGUUAAACUUGGUGGUGUAAAGAAGAAUCUCCCAGACAAUCCAGAAAGAUUUGAUUCAUGUGCUAAUGUCUUAGCGAAGCAGAGUUUCUCUUUAGGAAGAUUUUACUACGAGGUUCAGGUUAAAGGGAAGACUGAGUGGCUUUUAGGGGUGGCCAGAGAGUCGAUCAACAGGAAGGGAAGCUUCAGACUGACUCCUCAGGAUGGUUACUGGACGAUAUGUUUGAGGAAUGAGAAUGAGUACAAAGCUUGUGCUGACACUUUGGUUGAUCUCUCUCUGAAGUCUCAGCCUGAGAAGGUGGGGGUGUUUGUGGAUUAUGAGGAGGGUCUGGUCUCCUUUUAUGACGUAGAUGCUGCAGCUCUUAUCUACUCCUUUACUGGCUGCUGCUUCACUGAGAAACUCUACCCAUUCUUUAUUCCAUGUCUUAAUGAUGGUGGUAAAAACUCUGCCCCUCUGAUCAUCUCUACUCUUAAUUUAAUUUAAUAAAUCUAUAUUAUUGGUGAUGUACACAUUAUUGAUUUUUCACAUUCUGAUCAAUGGGUUUCUUUCAAUUUUAUUGUAAAUGUUUUUCUAUAAGUUGUAACAUUGCUACUACUCCAACAUACAGAUUUUAACACAAUGAAUGAUAUUAUCUAAUGUUGUCUUAAUAAUUCUUAUAACUGCAUAACCUACCUUCAAGACUGUUUAAUCAACAAAAACUAAAUACUCAUGAAUAAGUACAUUUGUACGUUGCUUAAAUAUCUGGGUGCCAAAUCCAAAUGUUUAUUGUCUGAUUAUUGCAGAUAUAAGUUUAGCAUAUUACGGUUGUUUUACUUCAUGGUUUUAGUUUUUAGCAUUUCCAAUUGACAUACAACUUUAGGGAUCUCUGUCUGUUAUGUAUUUGGGGGUAAAUAUAAGUAAAUAAAUAUUCUUAAUUCAUAUUGGCACAAAAUUAAUCAAUCAAAAUCAGAUAAUACAACAUUCAGCUG
This is a messenger RNA of Anoplopoma fimbria (sablefish), 2135 nucleotides long. RefSeq names its product E3 ubiquitin-protein ligase TRIM21-like. The record is from RefSeq and is a predicted model, not a curated record. Lineage: Eukaryota; Metazoa; Chordata; Actinopteri; Perciformes; Anoplopomatidae. The transcript has a single exon. Gene Ontology annotation, molecular function: protein binding; zinc ion binding. The coding region runs from base 10 to 1650 and encodes 546 amino acids.